CCAGCUGUCGAGCAUGCUGCGCCCCACACACGGCCAGGCGCACUGACCAUGAGCCUCAACUGCUCCCUGGGCCACUGGAAGGAGCUGAGCAACCUCACGGAGGCGGCGGCUGGUGAAGGGGGCGUCGUCAUCGCCCAGUUUAUCGCCAUCGUCGUCAUCACCAUUUUCGUCUGCCUGGGCAACCUGGUCAUUGUGGUCACCUUGUACAAGAAGUCCUACCUCCUCACCCUCAGCAACAAGUUCGUCCUCAGCCUGACCCUGUCCAACUUCCUGCUGUCCGUGCUGGUGCUGCCGUUCGUGGUGACGAGCUCCAUCCGGCGGGAAUGGAUCUUCGGGGUGGUCUGGUGCAACUUCUCGGCCCUCCUGUACCUGCUCAUCAGCUCGGCCAGCAUGCUCACCCUCGGGGUCAUUGCCAUUGACCGCUACUACGCUGUCCUGUACCCCAUGGUGUACCCCAUGAAGAUCACGGGGAACCGAGCCGUGAUGGCGCUCGUCUACGUCUGGCUUCACUCGCUCAUCGGCUGCCUGCCGCCUCUCUUCGGCUGGUCGUCGGUGGAGUUCGACGAGUUCAAGUGGAUGUGCGUGGCCGCGUGGCACCAGGAGCCCGGCUACACCGCCUUCUGGCAGAUCUGGUGCGCCCUGUUCCCCUUCCUGGUCAUGCUCGUGUGCUACGGCUUCAUCUUCCGCGUGGCCAGGGUCAAGGCGCGCAAGGUGCACUGUGGCACGGUGGUCGUGGUGGAGGGGGACCAGCGGGCCGGGAGGAAGAACUCCAGCACCUCCACCUCCUCCUCGGGCAGCCGGAGGAACGCCUUCCAGGGCGUCGUCUACUCGGCCAACCAGUGCAAAGCCCUCAUCACCAUCCUGGUGGUCCUCGGCGCCUUCAUGGUCACCUGGGGCCCCUACAUGGUGGUCAUCGCCUCUGAGGCCCUGUGGGGGAAGAACUCGGUGUCCCCGAGCCUGGAGACCUGGGCCACGUGGCUGAGCUUCACCAGCGCCGCCUGCCACCCCCUCAUCUACGGGCUCUGGAACAAGACGGUCCGCAAGGAGCUGCUGGGCAUGUGCUUUGGGGACCGCUACUACCGGGAGCCGUUUGUCCAGCGGCAGAGGACGUCCCGGCUCUUCAGCAUUUCCAACAGGAUCACAGACCUGGGCCUGUCCCCACACCUCACGGCCCUCAUGGCAGGCGGACAGCCCCUGGGGAACAGCAGCAGCACCGGGGACACCGGCUUCAGCUGCUCCCAGGACUCAGGGACAGAUGUGAUGCUGCUCGAAGGCUACACGUCGGAUGACCAGCCUUCCUCCCACUGCACUUGCCCACCCAAGAGGAGGAGCUCGGUGACGUUCGAGGACGAAGUGGAACAGAUCAAAGAAGCUGCCAAGAACCCCAUCAUCCUCGUGAAGGCCGAUGUGCACAAGUCCCUGGACAGUUACGCGGACAGCUUGGCCAAAGCCAUAGAGGCAGAAGCCAAAAUCAACCUAUUUGGGGAGGAGGCUCUGCCGGGGGUCUUGAUGGUGGCAAGGACUGUCCCGGGGGCUGGCUUUGGGGGCCGCCGAGGCAGCCGGACCCCCGGGAGUCAGAGGCUCCAGCUGCAGAGCAUCGAGGAAGGGAACGUCCUAGCUGCGGAGCAGCCGUAAGGGCCUC
This is a messenger RNA of Molossus molossus (Pallas's mastiff bat), 1642 nucleotides long. RefSeq names its product G protein-coupled receptor 161 (gene GPR161). Gene Ontology annotation, cellular component: membrane; recycling endosome. Gene Ontology annotation, biological process: G protein-coupled receptor signaling pathway. The record is from RefSeq and is a predicted model, not a curated record. NCBI's taxonomy places the organism in Eukaryota, Metazoa, Chordata, Mammalia, Chiroptera, Molossidae. The transcript has 5 exons. The coding region runs from base 49 to 1635 and encodes 528 amino acids. Gene Ontology annotation, molecular function: G protein-coupled receptor activity.